Messenger RNA from Mytilinidion resinicola, 2326 nucleotides. RefSeq names its product WD40 repeat-like protein. The transcript has 5 exons. Gene Ontology annotation, cellular component: nucleus. Lineage: Eukaryota; Fungi; Ascomycota; Dothideomycetes; Mytilinidiales; Mytilinidiaceae. The record is from RefSeq and is a predicted model, not a curated record. Gene Ontology annotation, molecular function: protein binding. The coding region runs from base 1 to 2133 and encodes 710 amino acids.
AUGCCGUUCCACUCCCACCAUUCGCACAAUGCGCAGGCCAACUCCCCCGCCUCUGGCAUCUACCAAGCCGCCGCAACCCUGGGUUCUAUUGGCGCUCCCACCGGCGGGCUGCGCGUCGCAACCUCAGGGACCACCACUGCGGGCACCGAUGCCUUUAUGCCAGGCACAGCAUCAGGUCUACCCGGUCCUGGCACCCUCGCAUCUGGGGGCAAUUCACACAAUCAGCAGCAUUUUGAGACGCCGCGGCGGGUGGACACGCUGGGGAGGAACCCCGAGGAGCUGCAUGUCUCCUCCGCUGCCAUGGGCCAGCACGGUUUCGCGCAAGCGCCGCAACACCAUAGCCAGCACCUGUACAACACACCCGACCAGUACUCAGCGGGCAGCGCUCCCAACAUCAGCCUGCAGCAAGCCACUCCCCAGGGCGCGCAAUAUAACGCUGCGCCGUCCGGCAGCGUCCCAGGCAGCUUGCAGCCGGGCACCUCGCAACGGCCAGCGCCUUCCGCCGCGUAUACCGCUCCUACUACAGUCCCCACCAUGCCUCAGAUCUCGACCAACGCCCAGCAGUACACGCUGCCGACCCGUUCCAACACCAUGAACGCCUCACAUUCCUCACAUACCUAUUCGAGGUCGAGUCCCGCCGGCCUGGAGCAAAAAUACAUUCCUUUCUCCAACUCUCCCGAUCCUAAGUACGGCGGCGCUCCUGGCCAGAAAUACUACAGCAACACUGCUACCACCCCCUCUGGAGCUGCCUCAAACUCGCCAUUAGGACUUGCAGAUAUACGGCCGCGCGCUAACUCUAGUAUGCAGGACGAAGCGAUGGGGGGCAGCAAUUUCUACAACGACAACGACCGAACACCGGGCAAUAGCAAUUACCUCGGACCAUGGCCUGUGUAUGCAUUCGAUUGGUGUAAAUGGCCGGUCCAUGGUAACAACAGCGCUGGCAAAAUGGCUGUCGGAAGCUACUUGGAGGAUACUCACAACUUCAUAACAAUCCUCGACACUCAAAUAACCCCGCAAAAAGACGCCUCUCCUGGCGCACCCCCGUUUGGCCUCGAGUACAACCGAGUCGCUGAAGCUACGUGCUCCUACCCUGUCACUCGAAUAUUAUGGGAACCCCCAUCUUCUCAAAAACAGUCAACCGACCUACUUGCUACCUCUGGCGACCACCUGCGAUUAUGGUCGCUUCCCCAACAACCUGCCUCAAACGUCAGCAACACCAUCUCUCGAAGCUCCUCUGUAAAUACACGAGAACCUCCCCCUCAGAAGCUCACACCUCUUGCUCUCCUAUCCAAUUCGAAAACCCCAGAACAUACCGCACCCCUAACCUCUCUCGAUUGGAAUACUCUGUCUCCGAAGCUCAUCAUCACCUCCAGCAUCGACACAACAUGUACGAUAUGGGAUAUACCGACUCUGACAGCAAAGACGCAACUCAUUGCGCAUGACAAAGAAGUUUUCGAUGUUCGGUUCUGCGCCGGCAGUGUUGAUGUAUUCGUCAGUUGUGGUGCUGAUGGCAGCGUGCGGAUGUUUGAUCUACGGAGCUUAGAACACAGCACAAUUAUCUACGAACCCUCGGAGAAACAGCCCGGAGACAAAGAAGGAGGCUCGCCAGCAGGACGCAUGUCGCCGACAAAAGCCCAGCAAACAAUGUCCUACGCACCUCCCCUCCUUCGACUAGCCGCCUCCCCGCAUGACGCCCACCUUCUCGCCACCUUUGCCGCCGACAGCAACCUCAUCCGCAUCCUCGACGUUCGACAGCCCGGCCAAGCCCUCCUCGAGCUCCGCGGACAUUCCUCCUCUGUGAACUCCCUCGAAUGGUCGCCCUCCCGCCGCGGCAUGCUCGCUUCCGGCGGCGACGACUCCCUCGUCCUCGUCUGGGACCUCAUUCACGCGCAAAACGGCGCCACCAUCAACGGCGACACGCCCGGCUCUUCUGCACCACCCACUCCCGCGGCCGCCGGCAACGGCGCCGCUGGAACGGCAGGCACCAUCGGCCAGAAAGGCCCCUACGCGAGCUGGCGGUGCGACUACGAGGUCGGAAACUUGAGCUGGGCGCCGCAGAGCGGGCUCACAGCGCAAGGGGGCGAGUGGGUUGGUGUAUGUGGUGGCAGGGGUGUGUGGGGCGUGAAGUUAUGAGGGAAUUUCUGUUUAGUGGAGCUAGGAUACGUCAGGCAUGAUUUCUUGGUCUUGUCGUGAACACUUUCUGAACCUUUGAUCUUUCUUUGCGUAUGAUAAAACAUGGGUUGACUAGGUUGAUGGAUCGAAUGCGGGAUAGCAUAGUCACGGUUGGCCGCCUGUCUCUUUUUGCUGGAAGACCUGUCUGGCGGUU